Trematosphaeria pertusa is the source of this 2139-nucleotide messenger RNA. RefSeq lists its product as uncharacterized. Bases 227 to 2119 code for a protein of 630 amino acids. The record is from RefSeq and is a predicted model, not a curated record. Lineage: Eukaryota; Fungi; Ascomycota; Dothideomycetes; Pleosporales; Trematosphaeriaceae. The transcript is spliced from 5 exons.
CCGCCACCAAUGAACGGAAUCUAUUGUUCUAGACGGCUGAGGGACUGAGCCUCAAGUUUGCAGCUGUGCGCUGCAUGUCGGUUUAAAUGCGGACCUGGACCCUCAGCCUGAGAAGAGUUGGAGGGGUUCAGCCUUGCGACCCAAUUCCCUCAUUGCGGCCGAGGAAUAUCUUAACCUUCGCAGAUUCGAAUGUUCAACGAAGCUAUAUUGUGAAGUCUCGGUCAAGAUGGCAUCUAUGAUACGAUGGAUCGAAAGCGCGACCUUCUUCGGCCGUCCCCAAGCGAUCAAACGACAGUCGGACAACAUGACAUGCACCGAAGCAGAAGACACUCCCGAAUUUUCGUCUGCGUUCAGCUCGUGUAGAGAGCAAGCUGCCGGCGCUUGCGCGACACCGGACAUUGGGGUGACCUGGACCGGCGAUGCGUGCGUCUGCGCAACGUUGGCGGAUUACGAUCUAUCCUUCUCGGCAUGCAUAUUUGAUACCCCUUAUUCAGAAUGCAUCGAUCCUAAUAACGACUUGACCAUGGCCGGGUGGUCCUCGGAGCAUUGCACAACGACCGAGCCAGAAUCAAGCGCAUCCUCAAGCUCAUCCAUCCCGUCCUCGAGUUCUAGCAGCAGUUCUGAUCCCCCAGUCUCCUCUAUCACAACACCGGAGCCUGAGCCCUCUACAACUCCACAGUCCGAAUCGGAGCCUAGGUCAGAGCCGCCGAAGUCGACGAAUCCUCCCAGUGAAACUUCUGAGGAGCCCUCCGAGACCCCAAUGAGCACCCCAAGCUCGGUCCCAAAGCCUAGCCUGAUACCUGUUACUGUAGCACCCAGGGUCUCCGUACAGGCCACAGGUGCACCAACCCCGACUUCAUCAUCAACCCAUAGUCCUCUACCUAGGUGGAGCGGUACAGGGGAUCUCCUCCAAGGCUAUUGUAGCACGCCUGAGUACACGCUUCUUGAUGGGCCAACGGCCUAUUGGGCGCCGGUCAUUGGUUGCAUAAGUGAUCGGCCUGAUUGCUGUCCAUUCGAUAUUCCCCCCACGACGGUUGUUGGUGCAACUGGCACGGUUCCAGCCACAGUUACAAUCGCCAUCCCAGCAUCUGGAGCUUCCACGACUCCAGCUGUGAGCGAUGGUAAUGUCGGGUUUCCGAGUGCUUUGUCGCCAGCGCAGGCUACCCUCGAACGAUGUCCUGACGACUACUUCUCUAUCAGUAGUGGCUGCUGUCCCUCGAACUACUUCCCCUGGAGCACUGCGUUUGGCGGCCAAACGCCUUGCUACUCCACAGUUCCGACUGCCAUGACGCCUCCACCUAUUCCUGACUCGUUGAUUGCGACCGGAACCGCGACCGCGAAUCCUACCUCCGCGAUUGUUAAUGUCGUAUACGCAAUGCAGUAUCCCGUCAAGGCUGAGCCCAAACCCGCGCUUACCACCAACGCUAAAAUCGGCGUUGGAGCUGGCGCGGGCGGAGCGGCACUUGUUUUCGGUAUACUCAUAUGGCUUUUGAUCUGGAAACACAGGGCGCAUAAGCGGGACAAAGACGCUCUGAAAAGCUUAAGCGGCAUGGGUUCGACGCGACAAAGCGUGGCCGCCAGCAGCGCCGUAGGCGGAGUCCAAGAAUGGAGAAAGAAUGUGCCUGCUUCCCCUAACGGAAGCCGGUUCUACGAGGGGCUUGAAACCAUACCCGAGCCACAACCCACGCUUCCCAAUGUAGGCAUGGCCCAAUAUCCGGCAGACUGGCGCCCAGGACAGCGAACCAUCUCUCCUCCUCUCCCAGGUACCUUCGUCCACAACGGCAUUCCCAGUCCACCCAUCCCUGAAGGCUACUCUGAAGCAGACAGCCAGCAGACAAUGGUCGACAGACGGUACUCAAAUAAUAACACGCCUGGUGUCGGAAGCGAUGGAGGCUAUUCGACGGCUAAUAGAAGUGAGCUGCAGAGCGGAGAGUAUCCGUUCCCUAGGCAGGAGUUGCAAGGUGUGCCGGAGGAACAGCACGGUUGGGCGCAGGGUAGUGGGCAGAGUGGGUAUCAGAAUGGGGUUGGAGAGCCUUGGAGACCGCAGCAAGCUGUGCCGGGGCAGCAGACGAGGUAUUAUGAGGCGCCUGCUGGGAGGAUGACGCCGAGGGUGGGGUGAGGGUAGCUAUAUUGGUUUUG